UUCUUCAAGGCUGUAAUGUUGCGUUUGUCAUUAGACGCUGGUUUAGUUGAGAGGGAACUACUUUGUGGUGAAGCUGGUACGUCAGUAAAGGUUCUUCUUGGGGCUUAUCGUGUGUCUAAGAGAGAAGAGGAAGUGGUGUCGAAGGUGUGGCACACCUCCCUGUCGGCCAGCCGCUCAGAGAAAGGCACCGGCUGGUCCAGCCGCUCGCUCGGCGCCCGAUGCCGCAACUCCAUCGCCCUGUGCUCCGACGAGCAGCCGCACAUCGGGAACUACCGGCUGCUCAAAACCAUCGGCAAGGGCAACUUCGCCAAGGUUAAACUGGCCCGACACAUACUCACCGGCAGAGAGGUUGCAAUAAAGAUCAUCGAUAAAACACAACUGAACCCGACCAGCCUGCAGAAGCUGUUUCGAGAGGUGCGCAUCAUGAAAACUCUCAACCAUCCCAACAUCGUGCAGCUGUUUGAGGUCAUUGAGACGGAAAAGACUCUGUACCUGAUAAUGGAGUACGCCAGCGGAGGCGAAGUAUUCGACUACCUCGUGGCUCAUGGCAGAAUGAAGGAGAAAGAGGCCAGAGCCAAGUUCAGACAGAUUGUCUCGGCGGUUCACUAUUGUCACCUGAAGAAUAUUGUUCACAGAGACUUAAAGGCGGAGAACUUGUUGCUAGACGCCGACGCCAACAUCAAAAUAGCCGACUUUGGCUUCAGUAACGAGUUCACGGAGGGCAGCAAGCUGGACACGUUCUGCGGCUCGCCACCCUACGCGGCGCCGGAGCUCUUCCAGGGGAAGAAGUACGACGGCCCGGAGGUGGACAUCUGGAGCCUGGGUGUCAUCCUGUACACGCUGGUCAGCGGGUCCUUGCCCUUCGACGGACAGAACCUAAAGGAGCUGCGGGAGCGUGUUUUAAGGGGGAAGUACCGCGUGCCGUUCUACAUGUCUACGGACUGCGAGGGAAUCCUGCGCCGCUUCCUGGUCCUCAAUCCGGCAAAGCGCUGCUCGCUGGAUCAAAUAAUGAAAGACAAGUGGAUCAAUAUCGGCUACGACGGCGAGGAUCUGAAACCCCACACAGAGCCUGUCGAGGACUUAAACAACACCAGUCGCAUUGAUGUGAUGGUCGGGAUGGGCUUCACCAGAGAUGAAAUCAGAGACUCGCUGUCAAAUCAGAAGUACAACGAGGUCACCGCCACCUACCUGUUGCUGGGACGCAAGAACGAGACGGACGGCGGCGAGUCUCGGUCGGCAAGCAGUCUGAGUCUGGCUCGAGUCCGACCCAGCACCAUCACCAACGGAACCAGCAAACCCACCGCUUCUUCCUCCUCUGCCGCAACUUCUUCCUCCACUGGCCACAAGGCGCAGCGCAGCGCCUCCACCUACCACCGGCAGAGGCGACACUCCGACUUCUGUGGUCCGGCCGUUCCAGGGUCCGCGCAACCCAAACGGAGCCCCAGUGGCGUUGGCGAAGGGGCGGGGCUUAAGGAGGAGCGGCUGUCCAGCCGCAAGCCAAGCACUAGCACCAUUGGCUCUCGUAGCAUCCCGACGCCCUCCAGUCCCAUGGUUAGCUCCGCCCACAACCCCAACAAGGCAGAGAUACCCGACCGGCGCAAGGAAACCAACGUGACCACGAACAACAUCCCUGCCAGUGCCAUGACUCGAAGAAACACGUACGUGUGCACAGACCGAUCUGGCACUGACAGACACUCGCUGCUGCAGAACGGCAAAGAAAACAGUUCCUUGUCCCAUCGCCUGCCCCCCGCCUCCCCUUCAACACACAGCAUCGCCGGAGCCUCCGCGGCCUCCUCCUCCUCCACGCCCUCUACACGCCUCUCCAGGGGAUCCACGGUGAGGAGCACUUUCCACGGGGGGCAGAUUCGAGACCGCCGCCCCCCGUCCCACGCCACCCCGGCCUCCCCGACGCUGUCCUACGACGCCAGCCCAUUGCCACACGCCAGGACCCGGACCACCACCAACCUGCUCAGCAAACUCACCUCCAAGUUGACCCGCAGGGUCUCUCUUGACCCGUCUAAACGUCAGGGCUCAAACAAGUCCAUGUCGGGCUGCACCCUCCCACAGGGGACAAAAACAGUUAACGAACCUGAGAGAAUCAGCAGAUCUCCGGUCACAAGUCGCCAUCUAUCUGGGCAUCAGAAAGCGGCCGAGCCCCGGACCCCCCGAUGCGGCUGGGAUGUGAGGGUCCGGAGCCCUCGCGACCCGGCCGAGGUGGUGCUAGCGUUGCGCGAGGCGGCGCAGGGCUGCGGCUGCCAGGUCCACCUGGCUGGGCCUUUCCUCCUGUCCUGCACCCACGGAGCGGCCGGCGCCCGCGUUGCCUUCGAGGCCGAGGUCUGCCAGCUGCCCAGCGGGCUGGGCCAAAGCAGCGGUGUGAGGUUCAAGCGCCUGUGGGGGGCGCCGUUGGCCUUCAGAGACAUUGCCACCAAAGUGUCCAAGGAGCUGGAGCUCUGAGGGAAACCGGAGGUGAGGCGGAGUGAAAACAGACAGGAUGAUGAACGAGGAGGAGGAGGAGGAGGAACCCUGAGGACGCCUCCUCCCGCUCCUCUUCCUCGCAGUGCUCCGCUCAGGUGCGGCUAGCGAUGCCUCGCCUCCGCCAAAGACCGCUUCUUCUGAUGACAGAAAAGGGGGACGCACAGACGCGAAUGGGCCGCCGUCGGCAGACUUGAAGACCCUUAACCUUGGAACUCAGUGACCUACGACCCCUGCUUGAAACGCACCACCACCUCCAUAUUUUCUGAGCCCAUAGAGUCAGGUUGUUUUAUUUUUAAUCUUUCACAAUUUGAUGUCGGAUAAGGAUGGUGUUGCUGAGAAUGGAGAUCGAUAAUAUGUGGACAUUGUUAUUCCUAUUUUAUCCCAUUUGUUGUCAUCAUUCCCCUUUAAAGAGCUGCUAUUUAAAGAUUUGUUGGUUUAGUUGAGUUGAGUUUUCUCUUUAAUGCUUUUAAAAAUGGAUCAGAGAAUGUCAUCCUUUGAAGCAGAUGUCACAUAUUUCUGAAUUGAGGUCGCUGUCUGACCUCCGGCCUCUAGGGGGAGACAUGCAGAAAUGCAGAGACUUGUGACAGACUGAAUGACGCAUCGCGGCCUUUCUGCCCCUCCAUUGUCCCUCCAUUUUGUUUGUACCGUUUCUGGUAAAGUGUGGCCUCCCUGCCGGCGGUCCGUACCAAAUUCUCCGCUUCGUGUUGAUAGCUGGCAGCUGAGCAGGUCACGGAGGAGCAAAGUUGCCUAAUAACGCAGAACCCAGCUGAAAUGAGGUACUUGAUGACUUGUCCAUUUGAUCUUAUGCUCUGCUCCUUACUUAUACUCUACCAACAUUUAUAAUGUGCUACCUUUUCAUUUACAGGCAACACUCCUCUCAAUUUUAUUUAAUCUUUAAUUCCGUAAUAUUAAUGUUGGUUUAAAGUGCAAAGUAGGAUUUACUUUCUAUUGGAUAUAAAAACUGGAUCCCCAACAGGAACCGGUAUUUGUGUUUUAAUAAGGCAAUAGCAUGCCUCAGCUAGAUUUACUUUUCUGAAGGUGGAUGUAUGCAGAACAAAAAAGUCCCUUUACCAUAUUUUUCCAUCAGCUGGUUUUGUCUAUUUAGAUCCCCCCAAAAAACAUGCUCAGUCGAAAGAAUGCAUUAUUCUGAGAACAAUGAGAUAUUUUGUCCUAAUAGUUCUAAUUAAAUAUAAUCAGUUUAAUGUUUUAAGAAAACGUGUUUUACGUAAGGCAAAAUGAAGGUCAAAUCGGAUGCUCCUGCUGUCUCACCAACCCGACCAUCAUAUUGAUUACCAGUCAAUAACAAAGCACAGUACUAGUGCCACUGUCUUUUGACUGGUCCCAGUUUUUAUCUGAUUGGUUGUAAAUAUAACACAUCAUAAUGUGUUAUAUUUACAACCAAAGGGCAAAUACAAUGCUUAUUUGCUUGCUAACAGCCAUAGUUCACAAAGCCAAUCCAACUUAAAGCACCACAACGAUUUGAUCCCCUUUAAUGAUGAAUAUAUUGUAAUAGAUUACCUUUUGUUUAUUAUUUGAUCUCUUCAAAAAACAUGUUUCCCCUCACACAUGAUGACUGUAGCUCUUACUGGUUUGGAGUACAUUGAGGAGAUGGGGCUUUUUAUUGGUAGCACUUAACAAAAUCAAAGUCUGUCAGAACGCCACCGCCAUUGCUUUGCCUCAAAUGUAGUGCAAUGCAACCACAAAGCCAAGAAUCUAGACUUGAAUAAGCAUAGACUCCAUAGGAAGCCUUCUUUGAUUUAUAUUUUUUAUAGUGCGGAUAUGUUCUUAAAUUUUAUUGAGCACUUUUCUUCUCACGUUUUAGCCAGGACUGUGUUGUGCUGUACUGGCAGAUUUUUUCAAUUUAUCUGUAUUUCUAUUUUGUUAUAAAACUGUCUCACACAUUUAAAGCCCAAAGACCUUCUGAAAGCCCUUCCUUCCUUUACGUAAUCUCUCGGCAUCAUUCGCUUCCCUUCAGUGGAACGAUGGAUCCGGGUGUUCAAAGCUAUAUUAAAGUUAGUCCAGGGAACCGUCACUUCAGCGGCCCCUGCGGGGCGUGUCUGACUGUUGUCCAAUCAGAUUCCAGUUUUGCUGUAGGAGGUGUAUGACUGUUACGCAAUCAGUCCUCUGGCUCAUUAAGCCACUGCAUAACUUAAAGCAUGACGCCGUGGUUGGAGAUGAGACAUUGAAGACCCUUUGGGAAAUGUUCUUUCAUGAAGAACAUUUGGCUGGUCAGCACAGAACGAAGCUACCAAGAUCUGACUAAAAGACAGUGCCCAAUUGAUCAUUUAUUGACUGACGGUGCUUGAACUAUUGUUACCCCUUAAAUUCUACCAGUUAUAACUAACUUGCAGCAUCUAACAAAACACUGAUACGUAAAAAGAUUCCUAAUACUGCAGAUUGUUGAUCUUUACAGAUGUAAAGUCAGUCUGUCUGUCAAAUGGGACUUUCUUUUUAUCCCAGCAGGUGUCCACUACUGUCUGAAAAUGUGAAGCUGUGAUUUAGGGCUUUCUUUGCAUAUUCUUUUGUGUGUGUGUGCGUGUGCGUGCGCGCGUGCGUGCGUGCGUGUGUGCAGCUGGGCCUCACUCUCUGAACCUGUUCUGUAGAUGCAGUUAGGACCAACGCUUUAAGGCUACAGUUCUGUUCUAUAGUGUGUUUGAAGCCGUCACUGUUCUCAAGAAAACGUAACUUAUGGGGUGAUAUUACGGAAAUGAUGGACCUGCAAUCCUGCAUGUCUCCUAGGAAAUAAUGUGUGACACAAAAAUAAAGACGUUCAACCUCUUUCCUA
Molecule: messenger RNA, 5260 nt
Organism: Gasterosteus aculeatus aculeatus (three-spined stickleback)
Lineage: Eukaryota; Metazoa; Chordata; Actinopteri; Perciformes; Gasterosteidae
Gene: mark4b
Product: MAP/microtubule affinity-regulating kinase 4b
Biological process (GO): protein phosphorylation; microtubule cytoskeleton organization; intracellular signal transduction
Cellular component (GO): cytoplasm
Molecular function (GO): tau-protein kinase activity; ATP binding
Source: RefSeq, a predicted model, not a curated record